CUUGUGACGUGUCCCCUUCUCUCCGCCCAGCAGGCCACUGGGCAGCCUGGCUCAACAGUGACGCCCAAAGCAUCUUGCGGCCACCUCACCUCCUGACAGCCGGCGUGUACAUCAGUGUGGACUGAGAGUUUGUGUGGCUGUGACUGAGUCCUGACAGAAGUGAGUCCCGCAGUCAGGAGCCAGGCUGCUCAUCUGAGCACACGGGUAUCUGCCACCAAGAGGGGGAAAGGGCUGGCUAGGAAACUCUAGGUUUUUAUUCAAGAGAAAUCUAUUAGUGAAACUGCAUAGUGACCAAGGCGCCAAGGGCCUCAGGAUGCGGACGCUUGCAGCGGCGGCUGUCACGCUGGUUGUGGUCUGGGCCGGAGUUCUCCUCCUUUUUAUCUUGAGAGGCAGAGGACUCCUCUGGGGAAAGACCAGAAAUGCUCACGUUCACAGUGUGUUGGAGGCCAGUGUGCGCACGGUAGACAGGGCCAUCUAUGCCUCCCUGGAAAGGAAUCUCAGAAAGAGGGACGUUGCUUCCCCAUCUCAGCUGCUGUCUUUUUCCAAGCUCCCCGAGCCGACAAGCAGAGCCAUUUCCCGAGCUGCGGAGAUCACGGAAGCCUCCAUCCAGGCACUGGGGCUGAUGCAGCCACUGCCUCCCCCGGGCUUUGUGUCAGAAGAUCUACUGAACAUGAUCGCAAAUCUGUCUGGCUGCCUACCUUACAUGCUGCCACCAAAAUGUCCCAACACUUGCCUGGCAGACAAGUACAGACUCAUCACGGGUGCCUGCAACAACAGGGACCACCCCACCUGGGGAGCUUCCAACACUGCCCUGGCCCGAUGGCUCCCCCCAGCCUAUGAAGAUGGCUUCAGCCAGCCCCGGGGCUGGAACCCCGUCUUUCUCUACCACGGCUUCCCGCUGCCCCUGGUACGGGAGGUGACGAGGCAAGUUAUCCGAGUUCCCAAUGAGGCAGUGACUGAAGAUGACCAGUAUUCUGACUUCCUGACUGUGUGGGGACAGUACAUUGACCACGACAUAGCCCUCACCCCACAGAGCACCAGUGCCGACUGCCAGCUGACCUGUGAGAGCCGGAGUGCUUGCUUCCCCAUACAGCUCCCCGCUGCCGACGCCUCUCCAGGUCCCCAGUGCCUGCCCUUCUCCCGCUCAGCAGCUGCCUGUGGCUCAUGGCCGCGCAGCGCACUCCUGGCCAACCUGUCUGUGGUGGCCGCGCGGCAGCAGGUAAACGCGUUCACCUCAUUCUUGGACGCCUCCACCGUCUACGGUAGCUCCGCGGCCGCAGAGCGGAGCCUGCGCGACUGGACCGGCGCGCCCGGGAGGCUUCGGGUCAACGCGCGCCACCACGACUCGGGCCGCGCCUUCCUACCCUUCACGCCGCCUAGCAAGCCUGCUGCCUGCGCCCCAGCGCCCGGCUCCCCGAACCAGACCCGCGUACCCUGCUUCCUGGCUGGUGAUGGUCGCGCCAGCGAGGUCCCUGGGCUCGCAGCCCUGCAUACGCUGUGGCUACGCGAGCACAACCGCCUGGCCGCAGCGCUUGAGGCCCUGAACCCGCACUGGAGUGCAGACACGGUGUACCAGGAGGCGCGCAAGGUGGUGGGCGCCCUGCACCAGAUCAUCACCCUGAGGGAUUAUGUGCCCAGGAUCCUGGGACCUGAUGCCUUCCAGCAGUACGUGGGUCCCUACGAAGGCUACGACUCCACUGUGAACCCCACUAUAUCCAACGUCUUCUCCACAGCUGCCUUCCGCUUCGGCCAUGCCACCAUCCACCCACUGGCUAGGCGGCUGGAUGCCACCUUUGAGGACCACCCGGACCUCCCCCCGCUGCUGCUGGGGGACGCCUUCUUCAGCCCCUGGAGGCUCAUCCAGGAAGGUGGUGUGGAUCCUAUCCUGCGGGGCCUCCUUGCCAGGCCGGCCAAGCUGCAGGUGCCUGAACAGCUCAUGAAUGAGGAGCUGACCGAGCGGCUCUUCGUGUUGUCCACGCCUGGCUCCUUGGACCUGGCAUCGCUCAACCUGCAGAGGGGCCGGGAUCAUGGCCUGCCAGGGUACAACGCAUGGAGAGAGCUCUGCGGCCUGCCCCGGCUGCAGACCCUGGCCGAACUGCACCGUGCCGUCGCCAACAGGACUGUGGCAGACAGGAUCAUGGCCCUGUACAGGCACACAGACAACAUCGACGUAUGGCUGGGUGGCCUUGUCGAGGACUUGCUGCCUGGGGCUCGGACCGGCCCCCUGUUCGCCUGCCUCAUUGGAAAGCAAAUGAAGGCCCUGAGAGAUGGGGACAGGCUGUGGUGGGAGCAUACCCCGGUCUUCACAGAGGCUCAGCGGCAACAGCUGUGGAAGCACUCGCUGUCGAGGGUCAUCUGCGACAACUCCGGCCUCACCCACGUGCCCAGGGAUGCCUUUCGUGUCGGGCGGUUCCCCCAGGACUUUGAGUCCUGUGAGCACAUCCCCAGCCUGGACCUGGAAGCAUGGAGGGAGACGUUCCUACAAGAUGACAGAUGCAGCUUACCAGAUAGGGUGGAGAAUGGUGACUUUGUGCACUGUGAGGACUCCGGAAAGCGCAUGCUGGUGUAUUCCUGUCGCCACGGAUAUGAGCUUCAUGGGCAGGAGCAGCUCACUUGCGCCCAGGACGGGUGGGAUGCCCAGCCACCUGUCUGCAAAGAUGUGAAUGAGUGUGCAGACCCAGCGCACACACCUUGCCACCCUUCUGCACGCUGCAGGAACACCAAGGGCAGCUUCCAGUGCCUGUGCACCGACCCCUAUGUGCUGGCUGAGGACGCCAGGACCUGCAUAGACUCCGGCAGGCUCCCGCAGGCAUCCUGGGUCUCCCUGGUACUGGGGGCACUGCUGGUCAGCGUCUUGGCGGGUGUCACCUGGAUGGUGAUCUGCAGGUGGAUGCACUGUGCGGCAGAAUCCACACUGCCAGUCAUCGAGGGAGACGCGAAGGUCCCUGCCCAGCCGGGAUGUAGAAUGUGUCGGGAAGCGGGCACCUCGAUGUGCAGUGCUGCUGCUCUGGACCUGGAGCAGGUGAGUCUCCUGAAUUUCCUCAAGGUGACAACAUGCAAAGGCAUUUCUCAUGAACAUCCACGAAAAGGCCCAGCCGCUCUUGCAACAGCACACUGGCGCUGGGUUUUUGGGACCUGGUCUGUGUGCAGUUCUGCACCUUUCCUUCUGUCCAUUUUCUCUGGUACAAAUUAUAUUGAUAAGAGAAUGAUCAUUUGUCAAAACUCAAACCCAAUUUAGAAAACAUUCAGACAAAUUAGAAUCACUGAAGCAGAUGGAACAUGAUGAAAAUAAUUCAUUUCUUCAAACCAGUUAUAAAACCAGCUGCUCGCCUAGGGCUGGGGUGGGAAAAGAAGGAACCAGGGUCCUACUGUCCCCCUGGGACACAGCCUAGUGACCCGGACCCUGCCCACAGGCCCACUCCUGAGGCUGAUCAGAACUGGGCGGGCCCUGGGCUCACCCCAGCUUCUCUCCUGCAGGAGCCAGCCUAUGGGUCACAGAUCCCCCUCUGCAUGUAGGGGCUGAGCUCUGCUUGGAGUCCUGGCCUUGCCAAGCCCACACGCUCAGCUUGGC
Molecule: messenger RNA, 3571 nt
Organism: Octodon degus (degu)
Lineage: Eukaryota; Metazoa; Chordata; Mammalia; Rodentia; Octodontidae
Gene: Tpo
Product: thyroid peroxidase
Exons: 16
Coding region: 314-3238 (974 amino acids)
Biological process (GO): response to oxidative stress; thyroid hormone generation
Cellular component (GO): membrane
Molecular function (GO): calcium ion binding; iodide peroxidase activity; heme binding
Source: RefSeq, a predicted model, not a curated record